CCAUUCUCUCUCUUUUCCACUCUUUUUCUCUUUUUUUCCUCGCUCUCUUUCUCUCUUUCUUUCUCUCUUUCCUCCCCGUACAGCUCCAUUCUCCAACAACUCAUCUCCUCAUUCAAACCUUAUUCUGUAACGCAUACAUGAUCCUCCUGAUUAGCUCCGACACUGACUAAUAAUUAACUUCGUCAAGGAAGAAAGAUUAUCUAAACUUGAAGAUUAAUGAUUUGAAUUCAAACAUCAGGAAGUAGUAUCCAAGCCAACAUGUAGAAAAAACACAUCAGUUACAAUUUAGAGGGAGAGAAUUUAAAGUGAAGCAAUACAGUUAUUACCCUUGGAUUAAAAAAACAACAUGAUUUCUAAUUGAUUUAUUUUUUUAACUUUUAACCUACAACGGCGUUUUUUUUUUAAAGUGUUAUACUUAUCAUUAGUUUAGCUGAGUUGUAGUGUAACCUGUAUCAUGGAAUUUAUUAUGAAAAUAAUGCUGAUUAAAAUUGUAUGUUUAGUCAUUUCUUCAUCGCAUACUGCAGCUAGAUCCGAAUUAACUCGGGGUACAAGUAAGCGUAAGAUUGUUUCUAGUCUAAUCGGCAAUCAGCUAUAUCCAAAAUCAUCUACUAGUGCUAAUGUAGUAGACGGUCAAGUAACUACAAUUCUAACUUCUGAUGCUUAUGUAGUCGACAGUCAAGGACGUACACAAAUCUCUAAGUCACUGGCAACAAUGAAAAACUUAGUGACCAGUACCGCGUGUUCUUGCUUUUCAAAAAAAUGUAAAUGCGUUGGGCUGAACUUAACGUCAGUCCCAGAUUAUCUGGAUCAUUCUAUUACGUCACUUGACCUUUCUUACAAUGAAAUUUCGAGUUUAAAAGACUGCUCAUUCUGCAACUAUACAAACUUAUCAGUGUUACGUCUGUUCCGGAACAGCCUACAAGUUUUAACGGUCGGAUCCUUCAGUCGUCUCUCGAAACUCCAAUGUUUGAACCUUGCUGGUAAUAAGUUAACCUACAACAACGUCACAUUCCCAGCUGGCGUCUUCUCAGAUUUGAACUCUCUUACAACACUCUACCUGCAUGACAACACAAAAGAUUGCGAAACUUCGUGUAGUUACCCGGACUCCACACUCUCAGAACUAACUCGGCUCAGAACUCUCAGCUUGGACGGGAUAAGUCCAUUUAUUUUAGGUCCCAAAUUUAAAGACCUUAGACGUUUAAGACAUGUAAUGUUCUCAUUGGGGAUGUGUAAUAUCGACGCCUUAACAGAUGAAACAUUUGUUAACGUGAGACAAAUCUCCACUUUAAAUCUGAAAAAUUGUAAUAUUCUUGGAACUACAGUCAGCAACAACACUUUCACGCCUUUGGUUCAUCUGAACAGUCUGGAUGUGAGCAACAACAGCAAGUUGCGCGUCCAACAUCUGUUUCGAGCCCUGAGUCAUAGUCGAAAGAACAACAUCACGAAGCUAAGACUUAAUUCUAUUGAGCCCUUUUACUCCACUUCAAUUAGUAUUGAUUACUCGGUUCUCAUCGGAUUGCCACAGUCGCUGAUUCAUUUAGAAGCCAAAGAAAAUCAUUUCGAAACUAUUCAACCAGGACUUUUGAAAAACUUUCCCGAAAAUCUGGCAUAUAUUGAUCUAGAAAACAAUAACUUUUUCUUUGACUCUUACAUAAGGGAAUUGAAAUUUCUUGAGAACCUUAAAGUUCUGAAAAUAAACAGACAAUAUAUAAAAGAAGCUGUGUCUUGGCCCAUGAACAAAUAUAGGUUUUCUAGAUUUAGUGAAAAAAUAAACAAUAAAUUUCAGGACAUCAUUGUUCAACUCCCACCCAAAUUACAAUUCCUAGACUUCAGCGGAGGAAAUCUGAAGUACACCAUAAAAGGACUACAAUUUAUUUCUAAUAAUUCUUUGGCUGCAUUGAAAUUAGUGAAUAAUUACUUUCCUUCAAUUAUUGGACCCAUAUAUGGUCUACAUGAAUUGAACUAUUUGAACUUAAAAUACUGUUCCAUACUCUUUAUCAAUGAGACCUUCUUCCAUAAUUUUCCAAAUCUAAAAAAGUUGAUGCUAGGAAACAACAAACUUGAAACUUAUUUCAGUAAUCUAGGGCCAAACUACACACUUUUUAGCAAGCUUAAAAAGCUGAAGACUCUUGACCUUUCUGACAACGCCAUAUCGAAAAUGCCGACGGACAUUCUGGCUGGUCUCACUAGCUUGAAGGUCCUCUACUUUGAACAUAACACCUUGUGGACUUUUAACCUGAACUUAUCGCACAUGAUGAAUCUUCGAUAUGUUUAUCUGCGCCAUUCCCAGGUAAACAGCUUAUCGGAAGAUGUUCGUCAGCACAUUGAUUCGAUAUGCGGGAAUAGACCUAAGUCUUGCGCUGUUCGAUUCGAUUUAUCCUUUAACCCCAUCCACUGCGACUGUGAAAAUUAUGAUUUCCUUAAAUGGAUGAUGAACUCACGAGCCUUUGAUCCAAAGUUCACUAACUACAUGUGCCAGUAUCCGGACUCCUCGUAUAAAAAUAUCACUGACGCCUAUGAAGAGACUCUUAGGAUUUUAAGGGGAAAGUGCACAGACAAUUCUUUUAUAUUUUUGUUUGUUCUAGCCGCGACAUUCGUAAUGAUUGCGUUUGUACUUGCUGGAAUAAUUUAUAGAUUUCGUUGGAAACUGAGAUACAUCUACCACGCCACCUAUCUCAGGUUGAAAUCUGUGGAGGAAGAGAACUCUGAACAAUUCCGGUAUGAUGUUUUCAUUAGCUACGCACACCAGGAUGAGGAGUUUAUUCUCAAAGUUUUAUACCCAGAGUUGGGCAGCAGAGGGUUAAACGUACACGUCCACGGCAGAGACUUUGUGGCCGGUGAGUUCAUCGCCUCUAACAUAGUGACGGCUGUGAGAGAAAGCAGGAAGACGUUGGUAGUACUCACGCUGGACCUUUUGAAGAGUAAAUGGUGUAACUACGAGAUACAGAUGGCCAAUAUGGAGUCUGUCCACACAGGGCGUCAAGUUCUCGUGUUCCUUCUAAAAGAUUCCCUCAACAACAAACAACUUGGAACUGAACUCUUGUUCCACAUACGAAACAACACCUACAUAGUCUACCCACAGAAUGACACGGAGAGGUCAAGAGAAGAGUUGGCAGUGUUCUGGGACAAACUUUACAAAGAUCUUCGAAAAUAAACCUUUUAUUUCUUUAUAGUGACUGUUGUAGCGAGGCUCUUUUAAAGAUACUGAGCUACCGUGUGUAUUAAGCUAAAUUACUGUUGUAGUGAGGCUCUUUUAAAGAUACUGAGCUACCGUAUGUAUUAAGCUAAAUUACUGUUGUAGCGAGGCUCUUUUAAAGAUACUGAGCUACCGUGUGUAUUAAGCUAAAUUACUGUUGUAGUGAGACUCUUUUAAAGAUACUGAGCUACCGUAUGUAUUAAGCUAAAUUACUGUUGUAGUGAGUCUCUUUUAAAGAUACUGAGUUACCGUAUGUAUUAAGCUAAAUUACUGUUGUAGUGAGUCUCUUUUAAAGAUACUGAGCUACCGUAUGUAUUAAGCUAAAUUACUGUUGUAGUGAGUCUCUUUUAAAGAUACUGAGCUACCGUGUGUAUUAAGCUAAAUUACUGUUGUAGUGAGUCUCUUUUAAAGAUACUGAGCUACCGUAUGUAUUAAGCUAAAUUACUGUUGUAGUGAGUCUCUUUUAAAGAUACUGAGCUACCGUAUGUAUUAAGCUAAAUUACUGUUGUAGUGAGGCUCUUUUAAAGAUACUGAGCUACCGUAUGUAUUAAGCUAAAUUUUGUUAAUUAUAUGCUUAUUGUAUUGAUAACUAGUAUACGCCUCUUUAUGUUCAAGGUCUAUAAGUAUAACUAAUAAGUAUGACAGAUAAACAAAUGUGGAGUUUAAAAAAAAAAUGUGCAGACCUAUAUAUCUGUAUAUGGGCCUAUAUGUAUCUACGUCGCUCUAUCUUGCGGGACACCACGCACGUGCGCCGACCCUUUAACCCUCCUAUAAACACAUUAUGAUUGGACAGGCAACGUGAGGCUCUGUAUGGGGAUAUUAAAUAUACUAACAUACAAUACUUAAUAAGCUUCUUGAGCCCUUGACUUCACUCUUAUAAUAUUAGGUCUAGAAUAUAGUCCUAGAUAUAUGUAGGCCUACAAGCAAAUGUUUUUAUUUGAAAAAAUGGAUUUAGGUUGAUUAGUUAUUUUGAUAGCUCUAUUCAUACUAUUUUUACAUUCACGCAUUCACUUUCUUAUAACAUUAUUAUUUCGUUUAAUUGUUUCCAGAACACGCUCAGUGACUAUAUCGACAGUGAUACGCAAAUUAAGACCCGUGGGUCGCGGGUAAUAUAUGGAUUGUCUAAUAUUGUCUACUUUAUUUUGCUAGCAGAAGAAGCACACUGUUUCAGCACAGAACGACAGAUUAAUAGAUGACAGUAGCUUAAAGAGGUCAACGGGUCAAAUAUGAUCAAUUUUCAUUUAAAAAGAUCAAUUUUUGCAUAUUGUGUCAGAGCAAUAUGGUUUUUUGUAAUGAAAGCCUAAAUGUAAGGAAGAAUUCAAUACUAAAUACCAUGUUAACCCAGUUGUGUUCUACAUAUUUUAGAGUAUUUGACGCAAAAAAAAAGGUUAUUUAAAUUUUUCUUUUCGUUUAAAAAACAACGACCGAAGUUAUUGAUUCUCUUAAUGAAUUCAAUAACAUAUAUAGUAACAAUUAUAAUAUUCUUCCCAGGUCACCCAUGGUGUUGAAUGUCUGUCGCCUUUACGUAGUCAUAACUCUUAUCUGGCCAAGUGCUUUUCAAACUAAGGAACUAGUUGUGGCUGAUGUAUCUAAACUUCUGUGGAAAAUGUCGUGACUUGGUGGAGGAUGUUGUUUCUGUGUGUUUAUCCUCGUUAGUGUUGUGAUUGCUAUUCUUUCUUGUCUAGUUGAAUUUAGUAUAUGUGUGAUCAUUUUCCUUUUCAUUCAGUAAUCACGUGUCUUGUAUAUCCAUUCUGUAUGUCAUUCUUCACCAAAGAUGUUUACGCUCCAUCAUGAACAGACGGUGGCAGGACCGCACUACAAACAGCGAUGUCCUUGCGAACGCCGGUAUGGACAGUAUAGAGGGACUUCUUAUGAUCUGACAGUUACGCUGGGCAGGGCACGUGUGAGAGACGAGCGUAUGCCUAAUGCAGUCUUUUCUGGUGAGCUAAAAGGAACAGAGGCGCCCCACGGUAACGCUUCAAAGACCAGCUUAGGCGCCAACUUGCCUUACCUGACAUAGUAGAGAGCACCUGGUUGCGUGCUGCCUCAGAACGAGACUGCUAAAGGUCACUCACAAAGGCCGCGGGAUACUAAUUUGAGACCAAAAGAAAAUCCGCUGCCGAGGACAGAUGCAGACGGCGAAAAGAAAGUCUAAAUCGACCACCUGCGGACAAUGGUUAUGCUUGCCGUAGGUGUGGCAAAAUAUGUAGGUCACAGUUGGGGCUGCGCAGCCACGGGAAAUAUUGCAUCCUAUUUUGGCGUUUGCGGACUCGAAGACAAGCCUUAUUAUUAUGUUAUUCUUCAAUUUAACUUUAACAUGGUUAUUAAAUGACAAAAAAGAAGGAAAUAAAAUUACCACAUUAAC
Molecule: messenger RNA, 5561 nt
Organism: Biomphalaria glabrata
Lineage: Eukaryota; Metazoa; Mollusca; Gastropoda; Planorbidae
Product: toll-like receptor 4
Exons: 4
Coding region: 455-3154 (899 amino acids)
Biological process (GO): immune response; toll-like receptor signaling pathway
Cellular component (GO): membrane
Molecular function (GO): protein binding; transmembrane signaling receptor activity
Source: RefSeq, a predicted model, not a curated record